AUGGAAUUCCAAUACCUCACCAUGGACCUGCCGGAUCCCUACAACCAGGCAAGCAUCUCCGCCUUCCUUAGAUUCCUGCUGGCGCCCUUAAAAGCUCACAUUCCACACAACACACUACACACGAUAGGGCGCUUACUCGACGAUUGGCUCGGUUGGGACGUGCCGAUCACGCAGGGGAGAUGCAGGCUCUAUCGCGAGGCUCCGGCGGUGAACGGGACGGCGACGGACUCGUCGGCCGCCGGCGCCCUGAUCGGAGGCAUAUUGGGCGGCCUGUUGGGUUUCUUGUUCUUGCUGCUGGUCUUGCUGCUGGCGAGCAUGGUCGUGUACCUGGCCUACCGCCGCUGGAAGGACAAGCAGAUCACCUACAUCCGCGAAGACCAAGAGAGCCAUCGCAACAACCUGACGACCAGGUAUCGCGAAAUUGAUUGGAGCGAACUAGAUCUCAUGGAACUUCUCGGCGCCGGAGCGUUCGGCAAAGUGUACAAAGGGAAGUGGCGCGGAGCUACGGUGGCGGUGAAGGUGUGCACCGACUUCCAGCUGGCCAUGAUGACCGCCGACACCAUCGAAAACAUCCGUCAAGAGGUGAUCUCGUUUGUGGGCGCGGUCACCAAGGGCGACUACUUCGCGCUCGUCACCGAAUACUGUCCCUACGGGUCGAUGUAUGAUUUGUUCAUUGCCAAGAAGACGGACCUCCGCAAACCGGUGACGCGCGAGAUGUUGAUCAAGAUGUUGCGCGACGCCGCGCGCGGCAUUCUGCACCUCCACUCCGAACACGUCAUCCACCGCGAUAUCAGCGCACGCAACAUGCUCGUCGCCAAGGACACGACGGUGCGCGUGACCGAUUUCGGACUCUCGCGGCUGCGGCAGGACACGGAGGAGUCCUACGCCACCACCAAGUCCAACGUCGGCCCUGUGAAAUGGAUGGCGCCCGAAGCCAUCACCAAACGCAUUUACAGUGAAAAGAGCGAUUCCUGGUCGUUUGGUGUAUUGGUGUGGGAGAUGGUGACACAGAACGAGCCGUGGCAGAAUGUCGCGCUUCUGGACAUCGCCAUUGGUGUCGGUCGCAAGGGGUGGACGCUCAAGAUUCCAAAGAACUGCGAUCCGUUCUUCAAACGUCUCAUGAAGGACUGCUGGAAGCAACAGCCCGAGAAGCGACCGUCCUUCCAAGAGAUCGAGGCGCGGCUGUCGGCCGAGCUGGGCGACGACAGCGAGGAAUCGACCGUCGAGUCCGACCCCGAAGAGGAAGACAAGAGGGACGACUACGAGUUGCGGUCGGACCACGUGGCUGACUUCGAGCUGGACGAGAUGGAGGCCGCGGCCGCGGGCAAGGCGGCCAAGAAGAAGAAGAAGAACCGAAAGAGGCGACGCAUGAGCCGCAAGAACGACGGACUCGACGCCCUGCGCGGCGUCGGUGGAGUGUCACACGAGGCUGGGCUGCUGGAGGCGUCGACGACCACGACCACAACGGCGGCCGUGUCGCCGUAUGGCGACGUCAGCAGCACGGCCAUGAUGGGCGGCGACAACCUCAACUCGCUCGACGAGGCCAGCGACGAGAGCGGGAAGGACUUCAAGGAACACUUGUGA
Molecule: messenger RNA, 1584 nt
Organism: Acanthamoeba castellanii str. Neff
Lineage: Eukaryota; Discosea; Longamoebia; Acanthamoebidae
Product: tyrosine kinase, putative
Exons: 14
Coding region: 1-1584 (527 amino acids)
Biological process (GO): cell surface receptor protein tyrosine kinase signaling pathway; multicellular organism development; protein phosphorylation
Cellular component (GO): signaling receptor complex
Molecular function (GO): ATP binding; transmembrane receptor protein tyrosine kinase activity
Source: RefSeq, a predicted model, not a curated record